AUGCCAUUCAAGCGCCCCGGCUCAGGGCGGCCUCAACCGGCCCGCUUUGCCUGGUCAGGCUCGCGAUGCUUUGCGGGAUGCCAGGUUCAAGGACUUGGGAAUUCCUUCGCUGACAAACACUGUAGGCGGGAUUCCCUUCAGUGCCGCCACGGUGCCCAAGCCGCCCGUGGGCUGGGUCGGCUCGAAGAAGACGCCCCUUGCGCAGGUGGGCCGUCGGGCAGUUAG
Symbiodinium necroappetens is the source of this 225-nucleotide messenger RNA. The record is from the annotation of a GenBank genome assembly. Lineage: Eukaryota; Dinophyceae; Suessiales; Symbiodiniaceae.